UCAUAGCCCAAUCCUCCUGUAUCCCAGCAACAUUUGCGAAUCUGCGUCACCGGAAAUACCGAGCAAGUCAUGUCUGGCCAUAGGCGCGCAAUCAAACAUUAACUGUGUAGUGUAUACAUUUUUGGGGAUUAACGUCGAUUUUAAACGACAUCCAACGAUAUUUGCCUGCAAAACUUGUAGUGUUAACGUUCUGCAUUAUAGUUACGGCCUCCGCUGUAUGAAUGCAGGAAUAUAAAUGUUCGGCCUCCACGAGGUCUUGCGACCAGUGACUCGAUUGCUUUCAAAGCGAAGUUAGGCGUUUGGGUUAGGUAACACAUGCAAUUUUAUCUCCUAUAAAAUACCUUUGUGCAAAAUAUUACAAAUGUCAGGGUUUAAUUUUGGGACGGGAACCACCGGUGGUGGAUUUUCAUUCGGAGCAACAGCAAGUGCCCCUGCUGCCAAUACUGGGGCAUUCACGCUGGGAGGCCUGGGCACGGCUGCCACCACCACUACCUCCUCCCUCGGCCUGGGGAGCAGCCUGUUUGCACAAAAACCUGCCAGUGGAUUCUCCUUUGGCUCUCCAGCAGCAGGAACUGCUGCACCUGCCACAGGCCUUACUCUAGGGGCUCCAGCUGCAACCACCACCACCAACAACACCUUCCUGGGUUUUGGAAAACCGGCAGCAUCAGCCGCACCCUUCUCCCUCACCGCGUCCGCUCCUCCCACGGGCCUGACCCUUGGCACCGCCCUCACCUCCACUGCCCCGGUCCCCCAGGCCAGCUCUACCGGCUUCGCUCUCACCCUGGGAGCAACACCCGCCACCUCUGGCACCAUCCCCUCUGGGCUCACAUUGGGCACUACCUCUGGACUGGGCUCCAACCUUUUUAACACAGCUAAUGCCGCUUUGGGACAGCCGGCUCUCGGGGGGCUGGGUUUGGGGGCUCUCAUCUCCACUUCAACCUCUAGUGCCCCUCCAGCUUCCACCAGUGUAGGUCUUGGUGGUAUUGAUUUAAGCUCCUCCGAGAAGAAUAAUAAAUCCUCUGGGGCCAGGCCAGAGGAUAGCAAGGCUCUGAAGGAUGACAAUCUCCCACCCCUCAUCUGCCAAGAUGUUGAAAAUUUCCAGAAGUUUGUGAAGGAGCAGAAACAGGUUGAAGAGGAGAUCAGCAGGAUGUCCUCCAAGGCCAUGCUGAAGGUUGAGGAUGAUAUUAAGAGUCUGAAGCAGCUUCUGUCUCUCAGUGCCAGCAGCCUGCAGAGGAACAGUCUUGCCAUCAACAAACUGAAGAUGGAGACUGCUCAGGAACUGAAAAAUGCAGAUAUUGCCAUACGGACACAGAAAACCCCCCCAGGACUCCAGCAUGAAAACACUGCACCCUCAGAUUAUUUCAGAGCCCUGAUUGGUCAGUUUGAGGUGCAGCUGCAACAGUAUCGCCAGCAAAUCGAGGAGCUGGAGAAUCACCUGACAACUCAGGGCAGUGGCCACAACAUCACACCCCAAGAUUUGUCCCUGGCCAUGCAAAAACUCUACCAGACAUUUGUGGCUCUGGCUGCACAGCUCCAGUCGGUGCAUGAAAAUGUGAAGAUCCUUAAACACCAGUACUUGGGCUACAGGAAGGCUUUCCUGGAGGACUCCACGGAUGUUUUCCAGUCCAAAAGAGCCGCCAGUCAGAAGUGGCAGAGCGCCCCGCGCGUCACCACUGGCCCCACCCCCUUCAGCAGUGUUCCGAACGCAGCGGCUGUUGCCAUGGCUGCCACGCUAACACAGCAGCAACAGCCCGCUCCAGGACCGCAGCCGCCCCUGGGGGCGGGACUGGCUGCCCCUCUUGCCCUGGGCCUGGGUGCAGGUUUGGGGUCCGGCCUCGGAGCCUUCGGCAGCGGUCCUGGUUUUGUGGGGGUGACCGGGGGGGGCUCGUCUUUCGGCUUUGCCUCUUCCAGCAAACCGUCCGGAGGGAGCCUUAGCGCAGGUUUUGGCACAUCCAGCACCUCUGGCUUUAAUUUCAGCAAUCCUGGGAUCAAUGCAUCGGCGGGACUCACGUUUGGCGUCUCAAAUGCGCCAGCAGCCGGAUUCGGUGCCAGCCCACCACUGCUGCAGCUUAAGAAGCCCCCGGCCGGCAACAAAAGAGGCAAAAGAUGAGCGAGCUGAGCCAAGGAUGGAGCAUGCGGGGAAAGAGGUGGAGCAGGCUGGGCAAGAGGUGGAGCAGACUGGCAAAGGGAAUUGGACAGGAAGGGUGGGGAGAUUUAUUUUUGUAUUU
Messenger RNA from Conger conger (European conger), 2228 nucleotides. It is a transcript of the gene nup58, whose product is annotated as nucleoporin 58. Gene Ontology annotation, molecular function: structural constituent of nuclear pore. Gene Ontology annotation, biological process: nucleocytoplasmic transport. Lineage: Eukaryota; Metazoa; Chordata; Actinopteri; Anguilliformes; Congridae. Bases 362 to 2110 code for a protein of 582 amino acids. Gene Ontology annotation, cellular component: nuclear pore. The record is from RefSeq and is a predicted model, not a curated record. The transcript is spliced from 14 exons.